AUGUCGAAACAAAGACUCCUCACCAUUCCACCAGCGCGAACACGAAGGCCGUGCCCGUCCCAUGCCUCGCCUCUACCCCACCACGCCCAUGCUCCGCCUCCUCUCCUCCGCCGCCGCCGCCUCUCCUCCUCCUCCACCUCGUCGCCUUCACGCCGCUGGGACCCCCGAGCCGCCUUUGCCGCGGCCACGGAGCGCGUCCGCGCCGGGACGCUCAGCCCUGAAGACGCACACCACCUGUUCGACGAAUUGCUACUGCAGGCCAACCCGGUCCCCUACCGCUCCCUCAACGGCUUCCUUGCCGCGCUCGCCCGUGCUCCGUCCUCCGCUGCUCUCAGAGAUGGACCCUCCCUUGCUCUCGCCCUCUUCAACCGCGUCUGCCGAGAAGAAGCAGGACCGCGGGUGGCGCCGCCCACAGUCUGCACCUACAGCAUCCUCAUGGACAGCUGCUGCCGUGCAUGCCGCCCGAACCUAGGCCUUGCUUUCUUCGGCCGCUUCCUCAGGACGGGCCUCAAGGCAGACCAGAUCGUCGCCAGCAACCUCCUCAAGUGCCUCUGCCACGCAAAACGGACGGAUGAGGCUGUCAACAUGCUGCUUCAUAGGAUGUCCGAGUUCGGAUGUGUGCCUAAUGUCAUCUCAUACUCUAUAGUACUUAAGAGCUUAUGUGACGAUAGCAGGAGCCAGCAAGCGCUCGACUUGCUCCAGAUGGUGAGGAAAGAAGGAGGUGCCUGCUCCUUCAAUGUGGUGGCAUAUAGCACGGUCAUCCACGGCUUCUUUAAGGAAGGGGAAGUAAGCAAGGCAUGCGAUCUGUUCCAUGAAAUGAUGCAGCAAGGGAUUGUGCCUAAUGUGGUGACAUAUAGCUCGAUUAUUGAUGCCUUGUGCAAGGUCAGGGCAAUGGACAAGGCAAAGCUGGUCCUUCAGCAGAUGGUUGAUAAUGGUGUUCGACCAAAUAUGUAUACAUGGAACUCAUUCAUGUACUCCCUUUGCAAGAAUGGAAGAAGCAAAGAAGCUGCAGAAUUUUUUGACUCCAUGACCUCCAAGGGCCUCAAACCUAAUAUCAUCGUGUACUCUACUCUUCUUCACGGGUAUGCUACCGAAGGAUGCUUAGCUGAUAUGAUUAAUCUCUUUAAUUCAAUGGAAGGCAAUGGUAUUGUAGCUGACUGCAAUGUUUUCAACAUAUUAAUUGAUGCAUAUGCUAAAUGUGGAAUGAUGCAUGAAGCUAUGCUCAUAUUUACCAAAAUGCGGGAACAAGGAGUGAGUCCGAAUGUAUGCACCUAUGCAACUGUAAUAGCUGCACUUUGCAGAAUGGGUAGGCUGUCUGAUGCAAUGGGCAAAUUAAAUAAGAUGAUUGCUACGGGAUUACAACCGGACGUGGCUAUUUAUACAUCCCUAAUUCAGGGCUUCUGUACACAUGGUGAUUUGGGGAAAGUGAAGGAACUGGUUUCUGAAAUGAUGAACAAAGGUAUGCCUCGUCCAAACAUUGUGUUCUUCAGCUCAGUAAUAAACAGUCUAUGCAAAGAAGGAAGAGUUACAGAUGCACACAGUAUCUUCGACUUGGCUAUAAACAUUGGUGAGAGGCCUGACGUCAUUACAUUUACUUCACUGAUUGACGGAUAUUGUUUAGUUGGCAAGAUGGAUAAAGCAUUCAAAGUACUUGAUGCCAUGGUAUCGGCUGGCAUCGAGCCUGAUGUUUAUACAUAUACUACCCUUCUUGAUGGCUAUUCUAGAAAUGGAAGGAUUGAUGAUGGGUUGACACUAUUCAGCGAAAUGAUGCAUAACAAAAUUAAACCUACAACUGCUACACAUGGCACCUUACUAAAUGGGUUGUUUCGUGCUGGGAGAACUGCUUCUGCGAAGAAAAUGAUCCAUGAGAUGAUUGAAAGUGGAACAACAGUGAGCCUUUCAAUAUACGCUAUAAUUCUUGAAGGACUUUGUAGAAAUAAUUGCGCCGAUGAAGCAAUCACGCUGUUCCAGAAAGUACGUGCAAUGAAUAUAAAAUUGGAUGUUGCAAUACUCAAUACCAUGAUCAAUGCAAUGUUUAAGGUUCAAAGAAGAGAAGAAGCUAAUGAUUUGUUUGCUUCAAUAUCGGCCAGUGGAUUGGUACCUAAUGCUUCUACCUACCGCACAAUGAUAACAAAUCUUCUAAAAGAAGGAUUAGUGGAAGAAGCUGAAAACAUGCUCUCAUCAAUGGAGAAGAGCUGUUGUGCUCCGGACUCUCGUCUUAUUAAUGAUAUCAUCAGAAUAUUAUUGGAACAAGGUGAGGUCGUCAAGGCUGGAAAUUAUAUGUCUAGAGUUGAUGGCAAGAGCAUCUCACUUGAAGCUUCAACUACUUCGCUGCUGAUACGUCUCUUUUCAAGGGAAGGCAAAUAUAGGGAGAAAAUAAAAUUGCUCCCUGUAAAGUAUCCAUUUUUUGGUGGAGCUACAGUUGAGUAGUGCAUUGUGUUUGGGCAUAACUCCUCAGAAGGCACAGUUCAGUUAUUGUGUGCCAUCAGGCCCUCUUGUUGGGUUAAGGAAUUCCGAUUACUUGCUUGUAGAAAAUCGGAUGGGAUUUGCAUCAUUGUUAAUAGCCUGAUGCAUCUGAAAUGAAAUACGGAGUACUAGACAUAUGCCUGCACAAUUCCAUCCAAUGUCUGAAGAUUCCUCCAAGUAAUAUUGUUGUAAUCUCGUACUGCCAUGGAGUAUUUUUAUUUGGGUAACACCAUCACGAAGGGUUAUGAUGUACCAACCUCAAAUAUUAAUUGUAGGUAUCACUUCCAGAAUAGAUGAUGCACCCUGAUAAAAAGUCUUGUGUUCCUAGCUCAUGUAUUUUUGGUCUGUGGUUUUGGAGGAAUGGAGGUUCACAUUGAUGUUGCCUCUAUGCUCUAUGUGCAUGUUCUAUGCCAGGAAAGUGCUAAAGAAGAAUACGCGCACAACAUUGCUAAGCUCUCGUAAACAACUACUAAAGUACAAGUUGGAGAGACCUAAGGAUCAGCAUAACCUGUACUGGGAACAGUAUGCUCACAAUGAUUUGCUGUACAAGGAAAUCGGAGUAUUUCAUACUUCUUUCCUGUUUUUCAGAGAGGAUGAAAACUAACAAAUUUUGAAAAGCUGAAAGGUGAUGUUAAAAUGGUCAUUUCUCUUGUAGUGAAAAUCUCUUGGUAGUAACUACUAGAAAGGCCAUUUCACUUCCCAUGCAGGUUCCAGAUAGCUAGAGCUGCCAAAUGCUAUUGAGUCAAGGAUAACACAUGAGAUGAAACACAUGCUGCUGGCAUCCUAAUAGUGAGGAACAAAUAAAAGAUGCUCUUAAUUGUAUCAUGGAAUGCCGUAAGCUAUUUUUUACAAGACAUUAUGGGAUCUUUUUGGGCAGCGAGUUAAGGAUGUGGUACUGAAUUUUCUGAAAACAGAUACGUUAUCCGUAUGGGGAAGCAAUGGUGAUCCUCACCCCGAUAGUCAAAAAUCCGAUGAGAUUAAAGGAGAGUUCAGCCCAUAAUCUCAUUUAUCGUUCCUUAUAAAAUUAUCUCCAAGGUUUUGGUGAAUCUCCCGGAAUUAGUUUUAUACCUGAACUAAUUCAGAGUGCCUUCUUAUCAGGAAGAUGGGGAAGAUUGAUGACAAACAACAUCCUCCUGUCUUUUGAGUUCACACGGCAUAUUAGGGGUAAGAGGAAGGGAAAAGAAUUGUUGGCUGGGGUCAAGCUUGAUCUGAACAACGCGUAAGACUGGGUAGAGUGGAGCUUCAUCAAAGGUGAAUGCAGCUAGAUCCAUUGAUGGCGUUCACUAGUGUGCUACUGCUCUUGGCAUAAACCAUUUAUAUGAGGAUGAUCCUGUGGUGUUGAUGAACAUUUCAAUUUGAGAAGGCAGGUGUCCUAGGGAGGAUCAUUUCCCUGUAUGAAGAUUGUUCUUUACUUUUUUUGUGGGGGCUGUAUGAGAGAUUGUUCUUUACUUUUUUGUGGGGGCUGUAUGAAGAUUGUUCGGGGCAGAUGGUAAACAAAGAAAAAAAUGUUCAGUCGCAAUAUUCAUGCGUCGAGGGAUUCUAAGCCAA
Molecule: messenger RNA, 4014 nt
Organism: Triticum aestivum (bread wheat)
Lineage: Eukaryota; Viridiplantae; Streptophyta; Magnoliopsida; Poales; Poaceae
Product: protein Rf1, mitochondrial
Exons: 4
Coding region: 1-2430 (809 amino acids)
Molecular function (GO): mRNA binding; protein binding
Source: RefSeq, a predicted model, not a curated record